UUUGCUUAUCGACACGAAUUCCAAUUUUAAUUUUAAUUUCUGAUGAAUUGAACUAUCAACGGUGAAACGUAAUAUUUACGAUUACCUAUAUUGCGUCACAUGAAAAAAAGGAUACAAGGAAUUUUCCGUUGUACACGAUAAGCAAGGAAAGUCUCUAGAAGAUUCAAACGCGUUCUGUCCCUACCUCUGUAAGUGACAUAUUUACGUGAUAAUUAUAAGAUUUCACAAUGUCAGAAAACAAGAACGAUAAAGCAAAGGUUGAUCUGGGAUUAUUAGAGGAAGAUGAUGAAUUUGAGGAAUUCCCUGCAGAAGAUUGGACUGCAGUUGAUGAAGACAAUGAAGAUAUUAGUGUUUGGGAAGACAACUGGGAUGAUGAUGAUGUAGAAGAUGAUUUUAAUCAACAAUUAAGGGCACAAUUAGAAAAACAAAAGAGUCACAAUAAAGGGAAGGAACCUUAAUUAAAUUAUAAAUCAGAUGUUAUUAUUCAUAAGAAUAAAUGUGUAUUAAUUUCCUAAGAUUUUGCAUACAUAUAAGUUUCAUUUGGUAUAUAUUGAUAGAUUUUUAUUAAUUGUGAAAUUUAAUGAUUUUUCAUAAAUAUUUGUACAAAACUUAAACAUUAAAUACAAAUGUACAAUUUAAAUGCAUAUAGUACCUAAUAUGCGCGAAUUACAUCAUACAACUCAUAAAGAGUCUUGUAUUAAUGAAAAAAAUACUUGGCAUCCUUAGUUUAUAUAAUCAGGUACAUAGUCUGUUUUUGAAAAUUUUAUAUAAUUCUACAUUAUUAAAUCAACAAAUUUAGUUACAUAUGGCACAUCAAUUCCUUUCAACUAAAACAUAUUUCAGUAAUUAGCAACUUCUAAUACAUGUAACUUGAUCAAUGGCUGAAUAAAAUUGAGAAAAGGAAUUGAAUCAACCUUUUGUUAUUGAAUUAAAAUAAAAUUAAAUUAUUAAA
Molecule: messenger RNA, 952 nt
Organism: Bombus pyrosoma
Lineage: Eukaryota; Metazoa; Arthropoda; Insecta; Hymenoptera; Apidae
Gene: Sem1
Product: 26S proteasome complex subunit SEM1
Exons: 4
Coding region: 228-458 (76 amino acids)
Biological process (GO): double-strand break repair via homologous recombination; proteasome assembly; mRNA export from nucleus
Cellular component (GO): proteasome complex; proteasome regulatory particle, lid subcomplex
Source: RefSeq, a predicted model, not a curated record